Messenger RNA from Scomber scombrus (Atlantic mackerel), 3533 nucleotides. It is a transcript of the gene med16, whose product is annotated as mediator complex subunit 16. The record is from RefSeq and is a predicted model, not a curated record. Gene Ontology annotation, biological process: positive regulation of DNA-templated transcription. Bases 179 to 2689 code for a protein of 836 amino acids. The transcript is spliced from 16 exons. Gene Ontology annotation, cellular component: mediator complex. Lineage: Eukaryota; Metazoa; Chordata; Actinopteri; Scombriformes; Scombridae. Gene Ontology annotation, molecular function: protein binding.
AACCUGUUUUUAUUCAUCAGAAGCAGAUUUAACUGUCUCUCUCUGGUUCAUGUUGAAGGAUCGAUCAUCGUGCGUCACCAACACGGAUUUACUCACGUUGUUUGUUACGUAACGAGCUGAAAAUCAACGUCAGGUGAGGCGUCCUCUCGGCCUCCAGCUUCUUCUUCGUUGGUGGAUCAUGGAGCUGGCCUACGUGUGUGAGUGGGAGAAACGUCCCAAAAGUACACACUGUCCGUCCAUCCCGUUAGUCUGCUCCUGGUCCUGCAGGAACCUGGUGGCCUUCACCACGGACCUGAAGAACGAGGACGAUGAUAAAGAGGUCAGUCACAUGAUCCACAUCAUUGACACCGAGCACCCAUGGGACGUCUAUUCCAUCAACUCUGGACAUGCUGAGGUCAUUUCCUGUCUGGAGUGGGACCAAUCAGGUUCCAGGCUGCUCUCUGCAGACGGGGACGGGCAGAUUAAAUGUUGGUCCAUGUCGGAUCACCUGGUGAACAGCUGGGUGAGCAACCUGUCGUCUUCUCUGGACGGAGAUCCGAUCGUUGCUCUGAGCUGGUUGCACAACGGAGUCAAGCUGGCGCUGCACGUGGAGAUGUCGGGUUCUACGAACUUCGGGGAGAAGUUCUCUCGGGUGAAGUUCUCUCCGUCUCUGACGCUGUUUGGCGGGAAGCCGAUGGAGGGCUGGCUGGCGGUGACGGUGAGCGGUUUGGUGACGGUGUCGCUGCUGAAGCCGGGCGGCGCUCUGCUCACCGCCAGCGAGAGUCUGUGCCGGCUGCGAGGACGCGUGGCGCUGGCCGACAUCGCCUUCACCGGCGGAGGGAACAUCGUGGUGGCGGCGACCGACGGCAGCAGCUCCUCGCCCGUCCAGUUCUACAAGGUGGUGGUGAGCGUGGUGAGCGAGAAGUGCCGCAUCGACACCGAGCUGUUACCGUCGCUGUUCCUGCGAUGCACCACCGACCCGCUGAGGAGGGAGAAGUACCCCGCCGUCACUCACCUCAAGUUCCUGACCCGGGAGAACUCUGAGCAGGUUCUGCUGUGUGCGUCCAAUCAGAGUGGGAGCAUCGUGGAGUGCUGGUCUCUGAGGAAGGAGGGACUUCCUGUCAACAACAUCUUCCAACAUCGAUCGCCAGUCGUGGGGGAGAAGCAGCCGACCAUCCUGAAGUGGAGGAUUCUCACCACCACCAACGAUCUGGAGCGAGUGUCGGCCGUCGCUCUGCCGAAACUGCCGAUCUCCAUCUCCAACACCGACCUGAAGGUGGCGUCAGAUACCAAGUUCUGCCCCGGACUCGGUCUGGCUCUGGCCUUCCAUGACGGCAGUAUCCAGAUCCUGCACCGCCUGUCCCUCCACACGAUGGGGGUUUUCUACGGUUCCUCGUCCUCCUCUGGAACCGGCCAGCGGCCCGGAGACGAGUCCGCUAUCAAACGCCAGAGAACCGGAGGCCCUGCUCUCCACUUCAAGGCUCUGCAGUUCUCCUGGACGUCACUGGCUCUGGCUGGAGUGGACAACCACGGCAAGCUCCACAUGCUGCGUGUGUCGCCCUCUAUGGGCCAGGUGCUGGAGAUGAACACCACGCUGCGCCACCUGCUGUUCCUGCUGGAGUACUGCAUGGUGACGGGCUACGACUGGUGGGACGUCCUGCUGCACGUUCAGCCCACCAUGGUCCACAACCUGGUGGAGAAGCUUCACGAGGAAUACAUGAGGCAGAACCAGGCGCUGCAGCAGGUUCUGGCGACGCGCAUCGUGGCGGUGAAAGCGUCUCUGUGCAAACUGUCGACGGCGACGGCGGCUCGAGCCUGCGACUUCCACGCCAAACUGCUGCUCAUCGCCAUCAGCUCCACCUUAAAGUCUCUGCUGAGGCCGCACGUCCUCAACACACCUGACAAAAGUCCAGGUGACCGACUGACCGAGAUCUGCGCCAAGAACACAGAUGCAGAUAUUGAUAAGGUGAUGAUUAAUCUGAAGACGGAGGAGUUUGUGUUGGACGGUCCUCCCCUGCAGUCCCUGCAGCAGCUCAUCCAAUGGGUGGGAGACUUUGUCCUCUACCUGCUCGCCAACCUGCCCAACCAGGGCUCAAUGGUCCGGCCGGGGUUCGGCUUCAUGAGGGACGGAGCGUCUCUGGGGAUGCUGAGAGAGAUGCUGGUGAUGAUCCGGAUCUGGGGUCUGCUGAAGCCCGGCUGCCUGCCCACGUUCACCGCUACAUCUGACAACCAGGACAGCAUGCAGCUGCUGUUCAGACUGCUCACCAAGCUGUGGCUCUGCUCCCGGGAGGACGGCCCCCCCCAGGACCCUGAUGAGAGUCUGAUAGAUGAGUGCUGCCUGCUGCCCAGUCAGCUGCUGGUUCCCAGUAUGGAGUGGCUCCCAGUGAACGACGGCGUCAUCGUGAAGCUGCAGGGCAAACAUCCGCUCAGGCUGCAGUUUGGAAAAGCUUCGUCUCUGCCCGGCGCCGGCUCCACCGCUCCGCUGGAGGUGUUCACCAGGAGUCCGGGCUCUCAGAAGAUGGAUAACCUGCGUUGUGUUCAUAUGGGCGUUUGUCCGACUGAAGAAAGCAAAGCCUGCACCAGGUGCGGCUGCGUGACGAUGCUUCGAUCUCCCAACAAAACCAACGCUAUGAAGCAGUGGGAGCAGCGCUGGAUCAAAAACUGUCUGUGUGGAGGUCUGUGGAGGAGGAUCCCCCCCAUCCUCACCUGAACACACACACACACACACACACACACACACAGUCUGCAGUUACACUGAUCAGAGCCUCGUCUUCAGGCUGAGAUGAUAGAAGCAACAUGAAUGAUCCGGUCCGGCUGUCUGUGCAUAUUAGUGCACGUGAGCGUGCACGUGAGCAUGCACGUGAGUUCCUUCAUGUGUUUCCAACAUGGCGGCUGCGUCACAAACAUUAAACAUAUUUGUGAAAGUGUUCAUUCAGGAGCUGUUUUCUUUCUUUUUUAACUUAUUAACUAAAGGACAUUAGUUUGGUUCUGAGCUGUUUGGCUGCAGAGACACCUGGUGGCUGAAUGUUGGUACUACACCUUUAAGAUUAGGAUCCUCACAGCAGGCUGAGAGCUUCACACGGAACCAACUACUACUAAAACCUGAACCCAAAUGAAAUUGAUUGAUUUGCAGUUGAUCAGAUAAUGAUCCUCUUCCUCCUCUUCCUCAUAUCUUCAUCACUUCUGACUGAAAUGAAACUUUCUGAUAUUUUUCAGCUUCUUUCUUUUCUUCUUCUUUAUGUUGCGUGUUGUUUUCCUCACGCUGACAGUCUGAUUCAUUUAGGCUCAGUCUGAUCUACAGUAACAUCAAUCAAUAAUCACUGAUUCCACUCAGAGAUGAAUUAUAAACACUGGAGAUGAAUCAUUUCAGGUUUAAGGUCCGAACACGUUUAGAGACGUUAUUAAUGUGAUCGAUCGUUAGGAGACGAGGCUCCGAUCAGUCUGAUUAAACUGAUUAAUCUGAUCAAUCUGAUUAACCUGAUUCUGGUUUUUAGUGAAUCAGGUUUGUUUUGUUUCUACCUGUAAAUACAUUUUUCUUCGUUUUUUUAUGUCAU